AGGCCACUUUGGUCUAAUGGAUACGCCAGUCUGUACCCCACACUUCCUUUUCAACGAGGUUUCCCUCACAAACCUACUCGUUUACUAUUCCUUUCACAAACCACACCUACUCGUCUUACUAUUCUUCCUCGUUUCUUCGAGGACGUUUCGUUUACUCUUUUAUUUAAUCUUUAUAUAACGCCCCUCUUUCUCUCUGCAGUACCAAGUUCAGUGCUUUGAUUUCCUCACCGUCGCCCCUGCUUCCAUUGCUUUCCUCUAUAUCUCUCUUCACUUGGAUCAGAUUACAUGGCUUCUUCUUCUCGUCAAACAGAGAUAGAGAUUGUAAAUGCUUUUCAUGGCCUUGCUCCACCCUUCCCACCUUCAUCUGCAUCUACUUCUGCUACAUCUGCAUCACCAUUGCAGAAGUCGCCCUGUGAUAUUUUUAUUAAUCAUCGCGGACCCGAUGUGAAACACAAGCUAGCCAGAGAUAUCUAUAAUGCCCUCUAUGCUAUGGGUCUCAAGGUCUUUCUUGAUUCCCAAGAUCUUCAGUCGGGAGAUUUCUUCCCUACAGAACUACAACACGCAAUGUCUACUGCUGCCCUUCAUAUAGCAAUAUUUUCUCCCACAUAUGCAAAAUCGCCUUGGUGUCUUGCCGAGCUAUCCUUUAUACUCAAGACUGGGACGCCUAUUAUUCCUAUUUUCUACCAAGUUGAACCUGCCCAUCUCCGCCAUUUGAAAGGAAUCUACGAAUCUUCGUUUAUGGAGUAUGAAGAGAAGGGUAGACAUACAGACAUGCUCGAGGAGUGGAAGACGGCACUCUACAAUGCCUCAUUUUAUGAGGGCGAAAUCAUCAACAGUGAUGAAGAGGAGCAAAAGCAAAGGGUUUUGAAGAAUAUUGUGAAUCGUGUUUUGAAGAUAAUGAAAAGAGUACCAUUAGAGGUAGCAACACAUCCAGUGGGUCUUGAAGAAGCUGUAGCAGAUUUUGAAAUGUUCAUUACUGAAUCUGCAAAAAAUCAUUCUGAUGCUCAAAUUGUAGCAAUUUGGGGUAUGGGUGGAGCUGGGAAGACCACUCUGUCAAAAGAAUUCUAUAAUAAAAAAAGUUCAUCUAUAGGAAAAUCUAGUUUUGUUUUUGAUGUUAGAAAUGCUGCAAACAAAAAUGAGUUGCAUAUAAAGCAGAGACAACUCCUUAAAAAUUUGGGUUUUAAAUUCAAUGAUGAACCAUUCGACAAUAUAGAGCAAGGCAAGAUGAUUCUCUCUAAUUAUUGGAGAUCUCUUCCUGUAUUUGUCGUUUUGGAUGACGUGGAUCAUAGAGAUCAGCUAGAAGUUUUACUGCCGGGAAAGGCUAGCCUUGCACCUGGUAGUUUGAUCAUUAUCACAACACGGGACAAGGAAGUUCUCAAGGUUUCGGGUAUCUCUUGCAUUUAUGAUAUUAAAUUAAUGAAUCAGUCUCAUGCCAAGGAGCUUUUUUGUUGGCAUGCAUUCUUACAAUCUUCUCCACUGUUGGGGUUUGAAGAUCUGGUCGAAAAUUUCGUACAUGCUAGCAAUAGGUUACCUUUGUCUUUAAAGGUGCUUGGAGGUCAGCUUCAUGGGUGCUCUAAUAAAGAUUUAUGGAAAGAUGUAUUCAAUAAAAUUUCUAAAGUACAGCCCGAGGAUAUUAUGAAUAGAUUGAGGGUGAGUUAUGAUUCUUUAGAUAAAGAAGAGAAACAGAUGUUCUUAGAUGUAGCUUGUUUCUUCAUUGGUGAAAGCAAGAUGAUCGCUAUUGCAGUAUGGGAAGGAUUAGGCUGGAGUGGUUUGUGGGGUUGGGAGAGGCUUGUGAAUAAGUGUCUUGUUGAGCUUGUUGAUGGGAAUAAGAUAAGAAUGCAUGAACACCUAAGAGAUUUAGGUAGGGAAAUUGCAAGCACUCUUUCACCUCAUCGUCUAUGGAAUCCUCAUCAGCUUUGGACGAUCAACAAACAGGAGGAGAUAAGAGGAAUGAUUUUGAACAUACUUACAGCUAAUCAUGAUGUUCAUGAGUUUCUCGAUUCCUUGUUGAAUACAACGAUAUGUCUUUGUGGCUUCAAAAGAACUAGAAAACCUGUGCCUCAUGGAUUAAAGAUUUUAGUGAUAGGAAAACACUUCCGGAACAAUCUACACAUUGCCAAAUUAUCCACAGAGUUGACAUGGCUUCGCUGCAUCGGAAUUGCUCAUAGAAAUCUUUCAUCAUGUGUGCCAUUGACAAAUUUAAGAGUUUUAGAACUUUAUGACUGCCAUAAUAUGGUAGACUUGUGGAAGGAUGGGGUCAAAGCUCCAUUACAGUUAAGAGUGUUGAUAAUUUAUUCCUGCUUCAAAUUAAAAAGAAUUCCAAAGUCCAUAGGACAUCUCAUGAAUUUGAAAAAGAUGUCCCUGUGUCGGUGCAAUGUGAAGAGACUGCCAGAGGAAUUUUGCCGUCUUCAAUCACUAGAGCACCUGGAGUUGCAAGGCUGUGAAAGGCUAGCAACACUGCCGAGCUGUUUUGGCCAACUAACAGCACUGCAACAUCUAGAUUUGAGGGAAUGCUAUGAGUUGAGGAUGUUGCCAGAUUCUUGUAAGCAGCUCAGGCUCCUGCAACGUCUUGAUUUAGAGGAGUGUAGGAAGCUCAGCUUACAGUCAGACAUCCUGGAAAACAUGACAAGGCUACAGUAUUUGAACCUUUAUCAGUGCAAGCAAUUGAAGGAGUUGCCCCGUCACAUCACAAAUCAGGCUUCUUUGAGUGAGCUCUAUUUAAACGGAACUAGCUUAAGGGAUCUCCCAAUUAAUAUCGGUCAACUGAGCAAGUUGAGAGUGAUGGAGAUAGGUCCAGUGGAAGGGUGUUUCCAGAUGCAAUCUUUGCCAGACUCUAUGGGGAGCCUUACUCUGUUAGAGAAAUUGACAUUAAAGAAUUUAGAAGUGCAAGCAUUACCAAAAUUAUGGAAGCAGCUGAUUAAUCUUCAGACUCUGAGAAUAUCGGAUUGCCCAAUCGGCGAAAUGGAUUUUGGGCGGGGCCCAUUUACUUCUUUUCUUGGCAAUCUCAGGGAAAUAAGUCUGUGGGGCACAAAAGUGUCAAAGAUUACAAUUUCUGAUGAUUGCUGUCCCCGCCUUAAAAUUGUCGAUUUUCUUUUUAAUGACCAUUUAACGGAGGUCGACAGUCUACCGACAGCAGUGGAGGAAAUUCGGUUCGACUCUUGUGGACUGCUGAGGAAUCUAAGUUGUAUUGGGGGCGUAGUAAACCUUCAAACACUGAGGCUAUGGUACUGUACAGAGUUGGAGACGCUGCCAAGCUUUGAUAAAUUAGCUUCGCUGAAAGCAUUUGAAAUAAAAGGUUGCAGCAAAGUUGAGACAAUACAAGGUUUACAACACUGCACAUCAUUGGCGAGGCUUCAGAUAGAAUGUGUUAAAUGUUGGGAUGUGUCGGGUACAGAAAGCUGGGAGCACGUGCAAAGACUGAAAAUUUUGCAUCUCGUAGCAAAGAACAGAACAGCCGUGUUGCCCUGCAUUCAAACAAUUCAGAAAUGGCCAGAAGAUGUGGUAAUAUGUACAAAGGCAGUCGCUGGUGCAGGGUCACUUUUAAACUCUUCAGCCUUUCCCAAUCUCUCUGUCCUCCACUCCUUUGCUAACAAGAAAUUAGGCAGAAUCAAAUUAAACUCCGUCCGUUCUUUCGACGGUAAUGCCAUGAUGAUAUGUUUGGUUAUAAAAUGUAACUCAUUAACAUUUUUGGGUAUUGAUUAUCCGAGCGAUUUUCGAAUGUGGGUGGAAGAGGGUAAGUGGACAUGGUUAAGUGUGUUCACCAAACGUUCUGGAUUCCUCACUGAACGGGAGUUGACCUUAAAUGUGUUCAACACAACAUCUGAAGUGGAGGUAGAGAAAGGAAUAAUUGUGGGGGGCGAAGAAAAGAGCGUGGUGGAGAGUUUCCGCAGCUUACUGGCCCUUCUAGAAAUUUGAUAGUCAUUAAAUAAUGGCAUUGUAUUUUUGCUUGUUUUUAACAUAAAGGAGGGGUAAAAUUGUUGGAUUGUCAAUUUAUUAAUUGUUUAUUUUAA
Messenger RNA from Cryptomeria japonica (Japanese cedar), 4010 nucleotides. Its product is annotated as disease resistance protein RPV1. The transcript is spliced from 5 exons. Bases 286 to 3915 code for a protein of 1209 amino acids. Lineage: Eukaryota; Viridiplantae; Streptophyta; Pinopsida; Cupressales; Cupressaceae. Gene Ontology annotation, molecular function: ADP binding. Gene Ontology annotation, biological process: signal transduction; defense response. The record is from RefSeq and is a predicted model, not a curated record.